Coprinopsis cinerea okayama7#130 is the source of this 763-nucleotide messenger RNA. RefSeq lists its product as hypothetical. NCBI's taxonomy places the organism in Eukaryota, Fungi, Basidiomycota, Agaricomycetes, Agaricales, Psathyrellaceae. Gene Ontology annotation, cellular component: membrane. Bases 35 to 763 code for a protein of 242 amino acids. The record is from RefSeq and is a predicted model, not a curated record. The transcript has 5 exons.
GCACAUGCUUGUCUGGAGGCCCCGACUCUCAAUGAUGCCUACCGACUCAGCUUUGGCUCGUGCCCUUGGGCGCUGUGCAGUGCUGGCUCCCAUUGUCCAAGAGACGUGGUAUUACUGGGUGAAGCAUUGGGAUGUAGGCAUAGAGACGGUGGAGCGUCUAGGAUUCGUACCUUCGAGCCUGACUCAUGCUUUCCUGGCCCUCGAUCUCGCCCUCACGACAGCCAGUUGCGCGGCCGUCGCUCUCAAUGUGUUCACGCCAUACGGGGUGCUUGGUAUACUUGCGCAUAAAGCCCUCGAAUGGAUCGGGUUUGGGUUCUCCCUGGACCACCGGCUUCUGCAUAGGCUCUUUGCCUUGUCAGUACCUCCGAUCCUCAUGGCCCUUUGCAGUGGCGGCGUGACUUCCGGCAUUGCAAAGGGAGAGCCCGCUGAACGUCAUAAGCAAUAUUUGUGGGCCGGGCGUGUCCUGUUCGUUCUCUUCUUCAUUGCGUUCGGCUACCAGUACGGUAAAUGGGUUCAGAUGAGGGUUACACUCUCCGCUGUUUGCCUUGGGACGUAUGCCCUGGCUUCUCUGGGCAUAAUUGACCUCCGCUCGUCCACCCCAUUCCUAGUGAUCCUCCUCCUUGCCGUCAAUGCAAGGAACAACGACUGGUGGGCGCACCCUGUAGGACAUGUCAGGCGGUUCUUGAAGGGGACCGAGUUUGGACAUAUGUUAGUCCCUGUGGGAUGUAUCCUUCUGCUGUUGGAGAUCGAACGGGAUAUGUGA